AUGUAUCAGAUAACACCUGCUGAGGACUUUGGGGGCCCGCUAGGAGAUCAUGUUCAGUCCGUACAUGCUUGCACUGAGAACAUCGAGAUCACAGAGAGCUUUAUAUACCUUGGCAGUGCAAUUCAUGACUCUGGCCUGUCAAAACAGGAAGUCCUUGCACCAGAUCAUGGGGCACAGUUGGUGGGACCAGUGUCCAACAACGGUUGCAUCGUGAGACUGCGCGUCGCUCUGUUGGUCGUGGUGAUGCUGGCCUCGAUGGUGGCGGCUCACCCUGACCCUGGCUAUGGUAGGGGUCAUGGUGGCUAUGGGUAUGGUGGCCACGGCGGAGGGCAUGGUGGCUAUGGGCAUGGUGGCCAUGGCGGAGGUUAUGGUGGAUAUGGUGGUUACGGCCAUGGCGGAGGACACGGCGGUCAUGGCUAUGGUGGUUAUGGAUAUGUAUGUGUGCCUGAAUGUAACACCAUGGUGGUAUUGGCAGUGGUGCCGAUGGUAAUAACUCCUAUGUAUGGUGGCCAUGGCGGGAGACGUAGUCGUUAUUGGUAUGAUGGUUAUAAGUAUGGUGAUUCCUUUGGAGAGCAUGGUGGAUAUGGGCAGAACGGCUACGGAGGAAGGUAUGGUGGCUAUGUUGAAUACAAGCCGUGGAAGCUUGCAAUUCUUAACUUUUCUCACGGAGCCGCGACUUUAAACUACACAGAUCCAAUGCGUAUGACCCUGCUCGCUAUGGUGGCGAUGGCUAUGGUGUCAGUGGUGAUGGCCCAUCCUAACCCUGGCUAUGGUCAUGGUGGCUAUGGGUAUGGUGGCCACGGCGGAGGUCAUGGUGGCUAUGGGUAUGGUGGCCAUGGCGGAGGUUAUGGUGGAUAUGGUGGUUACGGCCAUGGCGGAGGACACGGCGGUCAUGGCUAUGGUGGCUAUGGUUAUGGACGUUGA
Messenger RNA from Penaeus indicus, 924 nucleotides. RefSeq lists its product as uncharacterized. The record is from RefSeq and is a predicted model, not a curated record. The coding region runs from base 1 to 924 and encodes 307 amino acids. The transcript has 7 exons. NCBI's taxonomy places the organism in Eukaryota, Metazoa, Arthropoda, Malacostraca, Decapoda, Penaeidae.